Messenger RNA from Seriola dumerili (greater amberjack), 1060 nucleotides. It is a transcript of the gene cfap161, whose product is annotated as cilia and flagella associated protein 161. Gene Ontology annotation, cellular component: motile cilium. The transcript is spliced from 8 exons. The record is from RefSeq and is a predicted model, not a curated record. NCBI's taxonomy places the organism in Eukaryota, Metazoa, Chordata, Actinopteri, Carangiformes, Carangidae. Bases 80 to 958 code for a protein of 292 amino acids. Gene Ontology annotation, biological process: cilium assembly.
CAAAGCCAAUGUAAACAAUACGAGUAGCUUUACUUAUGAACUUAUUAGUACACGAAUAGUUGUCAGUAUUUUAGUCAGGAUGGCUCAUGUGAAGACUUAUCGCACAAAUGUGAGAAUCGGAAACUGGAAUGAAGACCUGCGCCUAGAAGAGGAUGCAAAGAAAGAGUAUCUGGAGAAGAAGAAGAGGGGUGAUCUUGUUGCCCAGAAAGUAGACUUCCUCAAACAGAACAUUUUGAGGCCGGUGAAUCUCUCUGUGACAAAUGAUGGAAGAUUGCACUUUGGGGAUGUAGUAAUGUUGGUCAACAUGGGAGGAGAAAACAGGGAGUGCAGCACAGUAAGCAUUAAUGCAGACAUUAACAGUUUGAUAAAGAUUCCUUCGCCUGGCAUUCAGGCCCCAUGUGGAAUCAGUGCAGGAAGAGGUAUUCAGCCCUGCACACGCACUGCCUUCAUAAUUACCAGUGUAGAUGGCAGUCCGGAAGGAUCGACUCUGGUUUAUGAGAAGAGUUUUGCCCUGAAAACAACAAGUGGCUUUGCCAGGGAACUUUACUUGACGAGUGACCUACAAAGUUUUCAAAAGUGUGCAAAGAAGUCCCGCCUGCAAGAGGUAAACUUGGUUGAUGAUUGCUCCUUUCUGUCAUGGUGGAAGAUAGUGCACUUUGAUCCCCAGGAAAGGCUUGAAUACGAGGGUCAACCUGUUCCUGCUAAUGUGAAGGUGUUGAUCAUACACUGCAAGACAAACCAGGCUCUUGCUGUUCUGGGCGAUCAAGUCCUUUGGACCACAUAUGGCAAAGAGCAUGAGGUGACGGCUCACACCUUCUUGGACUCCCACAAAGCUGAACAGGACAAUAACCACUGGAUACUGUGCACCUCUGACCCUGCAGGAGACGGGCUUGUUCUUCUCAGGAACCCAGAGUCAGCAGCUAACAACAAGGAGCUCACACAGUCUAACCCAGACUAAAUCUUACACAAUCCACUCUCAUGGUGAAAUACACAAAAAAGCAGAAACAUACAACAUCAUUGACAACGCCCAAACCUUUUAAAAUAAAGGCUGUUUUUUUUU